AUGAGCAACCAGCGCAUAGUUUCCAGUUCAUCAAUUCCUCGAUCUAUCCCGACGCAGCCAGAGCAAGCCAUUGCAAACGACUCGGAACCUCCGACGACGAGUUUCGACGCCAACCUGGCUACUGCUACCGUUUCCCGUGAUGGCGCAUCGGCAACACCCCCUACGCCUACUUCCUUGAAUGGCGACACCCUAGCUAUAUCUCGUCAUAGUACACCGAGCCAUAAGGGCCUUCAGCCGCCUACGCUCAACAACCUUCCACAUGUUAGUCUUGGUCCAGUGGCGCAUCCCCAUGCGCAUCCCUCCUCCCUGGCUACCGCGCUCAGGGCCCUGAACGAUGGGCCUGGAGGAGCUGCCUUCCGCGAUUUUCCCACGCCUUCAUCUAACGAUUCUCCAUACACCAAGAGUAUAUCGUCGACUGCUCCUGGCUCCCCUAGAAUCCCGCCUAUAAGACAGAAUUCCGGUUCGCAGACCCCUCGGGUUCGACCUCAUGCUACAACACUCAGUAUUCCUGGUAUGACCCGAUCGCUCAUCUCGCCCGAUGGAAAGAUAGCGGAUAGAGAUGUGGCUGCAAAACUUGUCAUUAUCAUGGUUGGCCUCCCGGCCAGGGGCAAGUCAUACAUCACCAAGAAGCUUCGAAGAUAUCUCUCUUGGCAGCAACAUAACACCCGAAUAUUCAACGUUGGUAAUCGACGACGUGUUGCGACCGUGGCCUCGCCCACUCUGCACCGUAAGGAGAGUUCUAUGGACAUCCCACCUCAGGCGGCUACCAUCCUAGUGAAUGGUGCUCAGCCACCUGAGUCUCCAGCUCGAAAGAAGUCAACUCCCUACGAUCAGGACGGCUCCGCUCCAAAGCCAAUGGACCAAUCCGCCAAAUUCUUUGACCCCAACAACGAGCAAGCAUCCAAAUUGAGGGAGGAGAUCGCCAUCGAUACUUUGAAUGAGUUGCUAGAUUACUUGAUCAGUGGUGGAGGUUCCGUCGGCAUUCUCGACGCCACCAACAGCACACUCCAUCGUCGACAGAAUCUGUUUAACCACAUCAAAGCCAGAGAGCCCAAGCUAGGUAUUCUGUUCAUUGAGAGCGUUUGCAAGAACCCCAAUCUCCUGGAAGCGAAUAUGCGCCUUAAGCUUUCCGGUCCCGACUAUAAGGACAAAGAUCCCGUCAAGUCAUUGGAAGACUUCAAGGAGCGUGUCAAGGCGUACGAAAGUGCCUAUGUGCCGCUAGGCGACUAUGAGGAGGAGCAUGAGAUGCAAUAUAUCAAGAUGACGGACGUUGGAAAGAAGCUUACCCACUUUGGAUUAGGGGGCUUCUUGAGCAGCGGCAUCGCUCAUUAUCUAUCCUCCUUCAACCUGUCUCCCAGGCAGAUCUGGCUCACCCGGCAUGGCCAAUCCGCGGAUAACCAGCUUGGCAAGAUUGGAGGCAAUUCGGAACUAACCGAUCGUGGCCAUUUGUAUAGUCUAGUCCUGUACAAAUUCAUCACGCAGAAGCGCCAGGAAUGGUUAGUAGAGCAGAAGGACAAGAUUGCACAAUCUUCAUUCCCUCCUCUACCCGGAGAUCAGUCGCCUCCUUAUCCCGACCUAAACCGAGAGCUUGACGAGAAGAACUUCUGCGUUUGGACGUCAAUGUUGACGCGCAGCAUACAAACGGCCCAGCACUUCGAAGCAGACGAAGAUUACGACGUCAAGAACUGGGAAAUGCUCAACGAGCUCAACGCGGGCAAGUUCGAGGGUUUGACGUACGAGGAGAUUGCUCGUACUCACAACGACGAGUACACGAAGCGUAAGAUGGACAAGCUCCAUUACGUCUACCCUGGUGUCGGUGGCGAGGGUUACCUCCAGGUCAUCAGUCGUCUCCGAGACAUGGUACGAGAGAUCGAACGAAUCAAGGAUCACGUGAUGAUCAUCGGGCAUCGUUCGAUCUGCCGUGUCCUGAUGGCUUACUUCAUGGAUCUUACCCGAGAUGACAUUGCGGACUUGGACAUGCCUCUUGGCAUGUUGUACGCCAUAGAGCCCAAGCCGUACGGCAUCGAGUUUCACGCGUAUAAGUACGACGAGGAGAAGGGAUGGUUCAACGAGGUGCCCGGCUACAAGCCUACGAGGACGGUCGACCGUAGUGCCUAA
Annulohypoxylon truncatum is the source of this 2118-nucleotide messenger RNA. RefSeq names its product bifunctional 6-phosphofructo-2-kinase/fructose-2,6-bisphosphate 2-phosphatase. Gene Ontology annotation, molecular function: 6-phosphofructo-2-kinase activity; ATP binding. Gene Ontology annotation, biological process: fructose 2,6-bisphosphate metabolic process; fructose metabolic process. The record is from RefSeq and is a predicted model, not a curated record. Bases 1 to 2118 code for a protein of 705 amino acids. Lineage: Eukaryota; Fungi; Ascomycota; Sordariomycetes; Xylariales; Hypoxylaceae. Gene Ontology annotation, cellular component: cytosol. The transcript is spliced from 3 exons.